Eremothecium sinecaudum is the source of this 3132-nucleotide messenger RNA. It is a transcript of the gene TFC4, whose product is annotated as transcription factor TFIIIC subunit TFC4. Gene Ontology annotation, molecular function: protein binding. The coding region runs from base 1 to 3132 and encodes 1043 amino acids. The record is from RefSeq and is a predicted model, not a curated record. Gene Ontology annotation, cellular component: transcription factor TFIIIC complex. Lineage: Eukaryota; Fungi; Ascomycota; Saccharomycetes; Saccharomycetales; Saccharomycetaceae. Gene Ontology annotation, biological process: transcription by RNA polymerase III. The transcript has a single exon.
AUGUCUGAACAUGGUCAAGAUGAUGAUGAAAGGUUUUACGGCAAUUUAGAUCAAUUGCGUGAGCUUAUACGUGAUGAUGAUGAUAACGAUAGAGUUGAAGAUGAAGCCGGACAGUUUCGCUUUAACGAAGAGGAGGGAGGUAAUAAUGACUACAUGGGUGAAUCUGAUAGUGGUGGUUACGAUAUUCAUGCAGAAGAUGAAGAUGAUUUAGAAUUAAUGGAUGUAUUUUCGGACUAUGGGGAGUUAUCAGAUGAUGAAUGCAACGAGCAGGAGUUUAUGGAUGCGAUUAGGGAAGCUAAUAACUUUAAAGUGAAGAGGAAAACGAAGAAGAAUUCAAGAAAAGGUGGAUUAAAUAAGCUGCGGCAGCGAGCAGUUGAUCCAGAGAUUGCACAAUUGCUUUCUGAAGCAAAUGAAGCCUUUGUAAGAAAUGAUAUACAGACCGCCGAGCAGCUUUACAAUGAAGUCAUAAAAAAGGAUGCCAAGAAUUUUGCAGCUUACAAAACGCUGGGUGAUAUAUACCAUUUGCAAGGGAGAUAUAAUGAUUGUUGUAAUUCGUGGUUUUUGGCAGCUCAUCUGAAUUCUUCUGAUUGGGAAUUUUGGAAGAUAGUCGCUACAUUAUCUGCUGAUCUAAAGCACAUAAGACAGGCUGUAUAUUGUUACUCGCGGGCUAUUAGUAUGAAUAGUAAGGAGUGGGACUGUAUCCAUGGGCGUGCUGUGCUUUACAAGGAGACUGGUCAGCUAGGACGUGCGCUCGAGGGGUUCCAAAAGCUGUAUAACCAUAAUCCUUACGAUCCGAAUCUUUUAAGAGAACUGGCAGUGCUUUAUGUUGAGUAUGGUCGUGUGCCGUAUGCAAUUGGGUUAUAUGUGAAGGUUUUUGAACAGAACGUUGCGAGAAGAAAAGCGAUUAUCGAAGGCAGCGAAAAUGCUCUUGAAUCUUCAGAGGAAGGUGGCAGUAGUGAGGAGGACUCUAGCGAUGAAUUUGAUGACGAAGUAGUUGUACACGACGAGGAAGAAGCACAGACCUAUCCAAAUGUUAACUUCAAGAAGAUUAAUAAAAAGUACCGCUGUAUUCCCUUUGACUGGUCUGCGUUAAACAUCUUGGCGGAGCUUUAUUUGAAACUUCCCGCUGAAACCAAGGGUAUCACCAUGAUUAAACAGUGUGCAAGAUGGAUACAGCAUCGGGAGCAGCAAACUUUCUGGGAUGAUGUCCAAGACGACUCCGAGUUUGAUGAUAGAAGGUUUAAAAAUGCCCGUUUCCAGUCACUUCCUGCGUCAGAAAGGUCAAAAGAUCAUAAUUUGCCAAUUGAUAUUCGGGUUAGAUUAGGUCUUUUAAGACUCAAUAACAAACAUACACUGGAUGCAAUGAAUCAGUUUCAAUUCCUGUAUGAUGAAAACUUCGCUGACAUUUCUGAUCUGUAUUUUGAAGUCGCAGUGAACUUGGCUAAAUUCGAUCAGUACCAAGAGGCUAUUGAAUUCUUUGUUCCACUAUUAGAAGUCCCUGAAUACCAGUCUAUGGAACUAUACAAGCCCCUCAGUAAGUGCUACAAGGAAGUCGAGGACUAUGAGAAUGCGAAGCAAAUUUUUGCUAAACUAGUUGAACUAUCACCGGAGGACUUGGAAACGAAGUUAACCUUGGCAGAAAUCCACUAUCACCUAGGCGAAAGUGAAGCUUUUAACAAUCUUCUGUUGCAAGUUGUUGAAGCAAGAAAGCGGCAAGCGGAAGAGGCAACCAAGAUCUCUACUGAAGCCGAAACUUCUGAAAACAUAGAUGAAACCGACGUCGGUAUGAGCGAACGCCAGAAAUCAUUAUUGGGUACUGGUAAACCUUUGCUGCAGGAUCUCAAUAUAAGGAAAUCCAACGUCAGGAGGAGACGUACUCCGCAGGACAUAGAGGCCGAAAAGAAGGAGAGAGAGAAGAAGAUCACUUUGAGUGUUCUCGAUAAGUACAGUAAAUUGAAGAUAUACAAGGACGGAAUGGAGCGAAAGGAUCCAAAUCAAACAAUGCUUUGGAUUGACACCGCUUCGGACCUAAUUGACAUAUUCUCUAGUGUCAAAAACUUCUUUGUCAAAAGUCGUUCGAAGAAGUUCGUUGGUAUUAUUAAGAGGACGAGAAAGUUCAAUAAAGUAAUAGAUUACAGAAUUGAGCGUUUAUCAAAGCUCUCAGAAGGUGAAAACCUCCUAGAUGGCCUACCGCUAUUGGAAGAAAGGGUUAUUCUUACAUCUACCACGGAAAUGCGGGGCCUGACGUACGAUCAGUGGUUUGAACUAUUCAUGGAGCUAGCUCUCAACAUAUCCAAUUACCAAAACUAUGAGGAUGGUUUAAGUAUUAUUGAAACCGCGCAACAGAUAAAUGUAUUUGUUCAAGAUCCUGCUCGUGUCAAACUAAUGAAGUUUGUUAAACUCGCUAUAGUACUCAAUCUAGAUGAUGAAGAGGAAUUAGUUGAAAACUUGAGAGGAUUGUUAAAUCAGUUCCAAUUUGGGCGUAAAGUUCUGCAGCUUUUCAUGUAUAGUUUGUCAAGUGGCCAGUCUUCAUUAGCGAUUUUAAGCUCAACCGUACAACAGAAAUUCUUCCUGAGACAGUUGAAGGCAUUCGACAGCAUUCGUUUUGGUCAGCAUGUUACUGGUCAGGCAUCUGUGACAAAUAAAGAAGUUCAGAACCCCAAUAAAAAGACUUCUCCCUACCUGCACUAUAUUUACGCAACUUUACUGUACUCGAGUAAAGGGUUCAUGUCGGCGCUUCAAUAUCUAAGUCGCAUGGGCCCCGAACUAGUAGACGACCCAAUGGUUAAUUUGUUAAUUGGUCUGUCAUACUUCCAUCGCUCUAUGCAAAGACUAACAGGUACAAGACAUUUCCAGAUUUUACAAGGAUUAAGGUACCUGUACAAAUAUCAUAAUGUAAGAACACAAAAAUACACAGUUUUUGAACAGCAGGAAGCUGACUACAACUUAGGAAGAUCAUUUCACCUAAUUGGGCUAUUCACAAUAGCUGUAAAAUACUAUAAUAAAGUAUUAAAUGACUAUGAAGACGUUAUGUUGAAGAAACAUGCCGCUUAUAACUUGGUUUUAAUUUAUAAUGAGAGUGGGAAUCCGCAACUAGCCAACUCAAUAAUGGAAGAGCAUUUAACAAUUUAA